AUGCACAAGAAAGCAUCGUUUAAAACUCAAAGCAGAAAGAAGAACUGUUAUCUGGACUUCAGUGAUGAGCAAAUGUGGGAACCAAAAUAUUUAAAGGCCAGAUGUAAGGAAUUGUGUCUAGAAGAAGAGUAUGAAAAAUAUCAGAUCCGACUCAUGAUCAGUUACCUCACCGUCUUCUUCCCUUUGUUUAUAUUUGUGGUCUUAGGCUGCGAAGUAUGCCCAUGGAUUUUCUCCGAGCAAAAAAAACUCAUCUUCUUCGAAAUGAUAUCGGCCGUAAUUUUAUUAGUUACUGUUCCUGGCACUUUGAGCAUAAAUUUCUUUGAGAGCUUUGUGCUGCGCCACAGGUGGGUUAUGGUGUUUACUUCGAUUUUGUCCACGUAUAUUGUGGUACUUGUCGAUAUAUUUCAGAUAUUAGUGUACCACUUCAAUAAUCACUGGCCUCUCAAUACAGCAUACGAUGUCUUCGUGCUCUGCAUGAUUUACAUGUUCCUGCCAAUUCCUUCGAUCAGGGAUGCAACCCUACUGGCCUCCUCGGUCAGUCUUAUGUACAUGGGAUUAUUCACCUACUUUUUAAUGCAGGACGAUGAAGAUAUUUCAGAUAUGGUUUAUGACCUUAAUACAAUUUGCGUCGCCAUAUUUCACUAUUUGGGUUUCAACCUAAUGGGCAUUUUCUUCCGCAUCAUGAACGACACCAUGGUGCGCUCCUCUUUCCUGGACCGAUACCAGUUCCUCAGGGAGGAGAUAUGGCUUCGACAAGCUCGCCAGCAAGAAUCGAUGCUGCUGGACAGCAUUCUUCCCCCUCAGAUUGCAAAGCCCAUCCAGCACAGCAUUAUGGAAAGGAUCAUAGCGUCCGAAAGCGAUUCAGACCGCUAUCUCGCCAAUCCCCGGAAAUCAGAUAACUUUAUGGCCAUUCAAGUCCAUCCAGACGUUUCCAUCCUGUACGCAGAUGUGGUGAACUACACCCAAUUGACGACGACACUGUCGGUGGAGAAGUUGGUCAAGGUCCUGCACGAUCUAUACGGCAGAUUCGAUAUGGCCGCCUCCACAUUCAAGGUGCAGCGCAUCAAGUUCCUGGGCGAUUGCUACUACUGUGUGGCGGGCUUAGGGGAAUCUGAUCCCGACCACGCUAAGAUGGCUGUGUCCCUGGGGAUUUCCAUGAUUGCAAACAUCCAGGAGGUGCGUUCCUACCGUGCAUUGGACAUCGACAUGCGAAUAGGGGUCCAUUCGGGCACUCUGCUCGCAGGUGUGAUCGGAUAUGCGAAGCUGCAGUAUGACAUAUGGGGUCCCGAUGUGGAUAUUGCCAAUCGGCUGGAGGCAACCGGAAAACCCGGUUACGUGCAUGUUAGUGGUCGCACCCUGAGUAGCCUGAACGUAUCUCACUACACGAUAUUUCCGGGAACGGAAGUGGCCCAGAGGGAUCCCGUACUGCAGAAACAUCCAAUGAGCACCUACCUCCUGACGGCCGCUCCAAGCCGCAAUUCAGUCAGACCCGUGGAUGCAGUGCACUCCUACGCCGACAUCAAUAUAAAGGCGUUGGGAGCGUCCCGGAAAAGCCCGAUUUUGAAGCCUACCGUAAUGUCAGAUGAGUUGCGUGAGGAGUUUAAAAAGAUGCCAGUGGGAGGCGUUCAAAUUCGAUCGCCGUGCUGCCGCGACACAAAUGCGAGUGAUGAGAAAGUCAAUCGUGACUUGGGCGUAUUUUGUGUGGCGUUCAAGGAUCCGUCUCUGGAAAGGAGUUAUUUGCAUAAGCCAGACUUCAUCUUGAAAUACUCAGUGCUGCUGGCUUGGGCAAUUGGAUGCUGCCUUAUCUACAUACAGGUAGUGCACGACAAAUACAGCAUUUGUAUGGAAUGCAUCAUGAUCGACGUGGUCGUGUUUACCUUCCUGACUUCCUUGCUCUUUAUCUCCUGGUACAAGAAGGUGUGCUGGUGGAGGAGUGCAGAGGAUGAAUUCCUAAAGCAUGGCAGAGUCAGCUGCAAGCUGUUCAAGAUCUUUGAGCGAAUCCAGCACAGUUUCGUCCUGCGCGUUACUAUCUAUCUGACCAUAGUUGGGAGCUAUUACCUGGUAAUCUCCACGAUAUUACUAAACUGCGACAAAAAUCAGUACGAGCUGGAUGUCAUCAACAGCAAGCUCUAUCACUACGACAUCGUCACUGACAACUGCUUCCAUCCGUGGGUCUUCACGGACAUGAUUUCCCUGGUCAUGGGCGUGAGCUACACCUUUGCCCGCAUCCCAUUUGCCCUCAAGAUAUUCAUUUGCUGCUGCGAGGCCCUCGCCUACUUGAUAGUCGUGGGUUUCCAGUUCUCAUUCAUUUUCCACCACAGUGCCACUAUAACUCCGUUUAUGAAGGCGGAAAUAGCCCACUGUCUUCGGGUGUGCAUGAUGUUUCUCACGAUGUACGCGAAGGAGCGUCAGUCGGAGUUCAAUACUAAAAUAAACUUCAAGAUCAAUCAGGACUUGCAAAUCAAGCAGAAGUCGGCUGACAUCACAAACAAAUCCAUCAUUAUUCUACUCACUAACAUUCUUCCCUCCCAUGUGGUCGAGGUUUAUCUCGAUUCAGUAGCCCAUCACGAACUGUACUACGAAAACUAUAAAAGCGUGUCCGUCAUGUUCGCCAUGCUCAUCAAUUUUCAAAUGGAUUUGCCCAGCUUGCGAGUGCUAAACGACAUCAUAACAGAAUUCGAUAGACUGUUAAGUGCCUACAAGGAGUACUAUGUGGUCGAGAAGAUCAAAGUCGUUGGCUGCACCUACAUGGCGGCUUGUGGACUUGAUUUUACCCUGGCCAAGUCAAAAUUUGGCAGCAAAGUACAGGUUACUAAUGCCUCUUUCUCAUCCGAAUAUGAACAGGUGCUGUAUCGCAGAGAGUCCAAAUGCCUAGAUAGCGACCAUGAUGAGGUGGCCUUUAUAAUGACCACGUUUGCCCUGGACCUAAUGCGAGUGAUUUCCGUCUGCAACAAGGCGUACGGGGAAAAACCAUUCGACCGGGCUCUGUCCACCGGAGAGAUCUGUAUCGGAAUCUCAACCGGCGAGAUAAUGGCCGGCGUGGUGGGUGCUUCUCAGCCGCACUACGACAUUUGGGGAAACCCGGUCAAUAUGGCCUCCCGAAUGGAGUCGACAGGGCUGCCUGGACACAUCCAGGUGACGGAGGAGACGGCCGAAAUUCUCGAGGAGUUCGAUAUUCAGUGCAUUUACCGUGGCAUGACCUUUGUAAAAGGUCGUGGCGAAAUUCCCACCUACUUUGUGGGCAUCGAUGAGAACUUGAAGUUUAUGCCCUCGGAUAGGAGGAACAGAAAGCAGUCAAAGCGUUUUUCAGUCUUGGCUUCUCUAGUGCCAGAUCACAGUGAAAGCACCCAUUCAAGUGAAAACAUAUGA
Molecule: messenger RNA, 3369 nt
Organism: Drosophila erecta
Lineage: Eukaryota; Metazoa; Arthropoda; Insecta; Diptera; Drosophilidae
Gene: ACXB
Product: adenylyl cyclase X E
Exons: 12
Coding region: 1-3369 (1122 amino acids)
Biological process (GO): intracellular signal transduction; adenylate cyclase-activating G protein-coupled receptor signaling pathway; cAMP biosynthetic process
Molecular function (GO): adenylate cyclase activity
Source: RefSeq, a predicted model, not a curated record